Messenger RNA from Hyla sarda, 3197 nucleotides. RefSeq names its product Meis homeobox 1 (gene MEIS1). Gene Ontology annotation, biological process: animal organ morphogenesis; hemopoiesis; angiogenesis. The transcript has 13 exons. The record is from RefSeq and is a predicted model, not a curated record. Gene Ontology annotation, molecular function: RNA polymerase II cis-regulatory region sequence-specific DNA binding; DNA-binding transcription activator activity, RNA polymerase II-specific. The coding region runs from base 554 to 1726 and encodes 390 amino acids. Lineage: Eukaryota; Metazoa; Chordata; Amphibia; Anura; Hylidae.
UGUUAUGGCCACCACUACUUCCGGGUUCCAGCAUUCUGGUCCAGACCCAGCUCUCCGCCUGUGCAGCACUCACACUGGGAGCGAGCGGCAGCACUGAUCGGCAGCACUGGCGGUGAUCGGCGGGGACUCCUCUAUCCACAGCAGGAGAAGAAGAAGGAGGAUCGGCUGCUGCUGCUGCUGCUCACCCGAAAGGAGCCCGGACACUAUCACCCGGAGAUCGCCCAUCAUUCAUUCAGCACCUUGACAAGCGGCACCUAUGAUUGACAGCUCAGGUGGCGCUCGGCCAUGAGAUCUGCCCCGGCUUCAUGACACUUUUAAACUCAUUUUAAGGAGAGAAAAGAAAAAAAAAGGAGAAUAAUUUUAUUUUUCUUCUUCUGCUCUGGGAAAGAAAAAGUGUGAGAGUCUGAAUGAGUCUUCUGUGUGAACUCUGGGAAGUCGGCAGAAGGAUUUAACCUCGUGUGUCUGUAUCCCUGGAGGAGUUAUAGGUUGUCAUCCACACUGGCCUUAUAUAGGAUAUAUCUGAACGACAAGUAGCCAGGAGUUAGGAAGGCCGAUGGCUCAAAGGUACGACGACUUGCCCCAUUACGGGGGGAUGGAUGGAGUAGGGAUCCCCAGUACCAUGUAUGGGGACCCCCAUGCUGCUAGGUCCAUGCAGCCAGUUCAUCAUAUGAAUCACGGUCCUCCUCUGCACUCUCACCAGUACCCGCAUACUGCCCAUACCAACGCUAUGCCCCCCAGCAUGGGCUCCUCAGUCAAUGACGCCCUCAAGAGAGAUAAAGAUGCAAUCUAUGGACACCCCCUGUUCCCUCUAUUAGCACUGAUUUUUGAGAAAUGUGAAUUAGCUACUUGUACCCCCAGAGAACCAGGGGUGGCAGGCGGUGAUGUGUGCUCCUCUGAGUCUUUCAAUGAAGACAUUGCAGUAUUCGCCAAACAGAUCCGAGCAGAAAAACCCUUGUUUUCUUCUAAUCCGGAAUUGGAUAACUUGAUGAUCCAAGCUAUACAAGUAUUAAGGUUUCAUCUAUUGGAAUUAGAAAAGGUACAUGAACUGUGCGACAAUUUCUGCCAUCGGUAUAUUAGUUGUCUGAAAGGUAAAAUGCCCAUAGACCUGGUGAUCGAGGACAGGGACGGUGGAUCCAAGUCAGACAGUGAAGACAUGACCAGACCAGCAAACCUAACAGAUCAGCCGUCCUGGAGCAGAGACCACGACGACACGGCGUCGACUCGUUCUGGGGGUACACCAGGACCUUCCAGCGGGGGGCAUACGUCGCAUAGUGGAGACAACAGCAGUGAACAAGGAGAUGGUUUGGACAACAGUGUAGCCUCACCAAGCACAGGGGAUGACGACGACCCAGACAAAGAUAAAAAACGUCAUAAAAAACGUGGUAUUUUUCCUAAAGUAGCCACAAACAUCAUGAGGGCAUGGCUCUUCCAACAUCUAACGCACCCCUACCCCUCAGAAGAACAGAAAAAACAGUUGGCACAAGACACAGGUCUCACCAUACUUCAAGUGAACAAUUGGUUUAUAAAUGCUAGAAGAAGAAUAGUCCAGCCUAUGAUAGACCAGUCCAAUCGAGCAGUAAGUCAAGGAACACCUUAUAAUCCAGACGGACAACCAAUGAGUGGUUUUGUAAUGGAUGGUCAGCAACACAUGGGACUCAGAGCGCCAGGACCUAUGAGUGGAAUGGGCAUGAAUAUGGGCAUGGAGGGGCAAUGGCACUACAUGUAACCAUCAACUAGUUAACCAAUGGCAAAGCAAGGGGGAAGACUGCAAGGUAUGCCAGGGAAUUACAUAUCUUCGACUGGUCCGAUGGGUAUGAGUAUGGGACAGCCAAGUUAUCCUCCAUCGCAGAUGCCCUUACACCACGCUCAGCUGCGCCAUGGGCCGUCUGUGCAUACCUACAUUCCUGGACACCAUCACCACCCAGCGAUGAUGAUGCACGGGGGACCACAUCACCCUGGAAUGCCGAUGUCAGCACCUAGCCCCUCAGUACUUAAUACAGGAGAUCCAACGAUGAGCGGGCAUGUAAUGGACAUCCAUGCUCAGUAAUUUAAGGGAAUAUGCGUUGUCUGCAAUGACAAAAAAAAAAAAGUCACAUACUGUCUUUCUGCCACAAUGGUGGUGUUCCACUCUUGGGAGUCCAUGUAGGACCAUGAUCGUUUUUUGACACAGGGACGGCCGAAAAACAAAAAAACAAACAAAAACAAAGCAGAAACAAGAUGCUGAUCAAGUUUGGGGACACAAUAAAUACAUAUAUAUAUAAGACGUUAAGAGAACAAAGAGUGAAAUAAUAUUGUAAAUGAUAUUAUACUGUUAACCAUAUUAUGUUGUUUCUUAUAGAUUUUUUUAAAAAAAAUGUGAAAUUUUUCCACACUAUGUGUGUUGUUUCCAUAGCUCUUCACUUCCUCCAGAAGCCUCCUUACUUAAAGAAAAUAAAGCCUUACAGUUACCCUGCAGAUGACGGAACGUCCUCAUUUGCAGGUCAUUUUAAAGCAUUACAAUAAGUAUGUCAGGCAGAAGAUUUUUUUUCUUCGAUCCAAGGAUUUCAGCCAUGCGCUCUUUCUCUGCAGCUUUGUCUCUCGAUUUUUUUUUUGUCUCCCUGUUUCUUUCUCUCUAGCCUGGGGCUUGAAUUUGCAUGUCUAAUUCAUUUACUCACCAUAUUUGAAUUGGCCUGAACAGAUGUAAAUCGGGAAGGAUGGGAAAACUGCAGUCAUCAACAAUGAUUAAUCAGCUGUUGCAGGCAGUGUCUUAAGGAGACUGGUAGGAUGAGGCAUGGAAACCAAAAGGCAAUGUGUAUGGAGCAUAAUUGUCACAACAGAGCAUCAGUGUCCCCAUUCAGCAGCGGCGGCAACAACCAAUGUGUGCAUAACUUCCUGUGUCAUACUGCUCAAAAGCAAGAACUGUAGAAGAUUUAUUUUUUAAUACAUUGACUUUCUUUCUCAGCAAGGCAUCAGUCAUGCAUACAUUUUUUUCCACAGUCCCAUCAUGGAACAUUUAUGUAAACAUUGUAAAUAAAUUUUGUGCAAAAAGGACUGGAAAAAAAUAACUGUAUUGUUGCAAUUCUUUUUUGUAUAAACAGAAGAUUGGUAUGAGUUGGAAUGCAGAUUGAUUUACUAGGUGGAAUAAGCUAAUUAUAUUUCUUUUUUUGUGCUAAAACAAAAUGCUUGUCAAUAUUUUUCUUUUCUAUAAAGACACAAAA